UUCAGACUCUUGCAGCUCGGUCAUAAUAAUAAUCUGGAGAGACGAGAUGCUUCAUAGGUUAUUGCUUUCUGGGAUCCUUGGGAUAUCCAUGCCCUAAACCCUAACCUCAACUGUUACCUUAAUUUAACCGUGUUGAAUUUGAAUUGCAAUGUAGUGACGUCAGAGUGUGGACACCCGAAGGAUCCCACUUAGAUCCUUGCUUGAUAGUCAGUAAACGCCCGCGCUAUAAAACCAGUGUUUGAUAGAGUGCCAUUCAAAAGAACGCAGUUGUGAAUUCAUUAUAAUGUGCCUGUAUAAACUCGUAUACCUUACCUUAUUGAGACAAAACUGAGUUAAUUUUGUAUUACUAGAAUGGAUGUGGAAUGUUCAUGAAGAGCGCGCAAAGAAGUCGCUUUGAUUCAUUCAUCGGAUCUUGAAUAAAUCAAGCCUACAAUCCGGAUGUUUGAUGCUGGUUCUGGCAGACAAUAACUUUCCAUGGGUUUUACAGAGAGAGGACAGGAGACCCUCUCCGUCAGCAACACCAAGAUCACGACCAGGAGAAGAACACGUUCAGCUGAGACCUUCAGGGGAGCGUUAUCCGACAAGAACUCACACUCUCUCUGCUAUGAGCUGCCUGUGAGGUUGUCAUGAGUAAUUGGGCUGAAGUCACCCUUGCUAGUGGAGGAAGAAGAAUUCAUCUGAGAUGUCUCAUGUUCGAUCGCCCCUAACUGAACCCUCAUCCUGGAAUAAUACUUAGCACCUGGUCAGGAAACAGCUGUGAGCUGUCUAUAACACAGUCCAGGGCCCCUCAAAACACUACACUGUUGAAGGGGAAAAACGAAUCACAGAUUAAUUGAGAAUAGUCGUGUCCAAAAGUUUCCUCUGUUUUAAGCACCGUAUGUGGUGUACCUGGUGUGCCUACAGCAACAUUUGGAGCAGUCAUGAUGGAUGAACCCUCCACUGCUCCUCCACACACCUCCAUCCCAUUAUAGAUGUGCCUUGACGGCAGAUGUGCCUCGAAGUCCCUCCCCUCUGACAUCACCCAUCCCCCUCCACACAGCUCUGUUCCAUCAGGUCUACAGCAUGUCUCGUACAGACUACAAACAUGGUUCCAUUCCUCAAAUGGACUACACAUAUGGCCCACCCUGCCCUAUGUAAGUUGAGAACUACAGGAAGAGACGCACAAUGCCCUGUUUGGACGAUGGGGAUAACAGCCGCAGAGGCCUGCCCAGUGUCCUAGAGUUGAGGCGGGUUCCUCUAUGGUCAUUGGGGCCCCUGAGGAGUGUCAGAAAGGUCAAGGUUAUCAGCUUCCUGCUAGGAUUGACGUUGACCUUCCUCAUCAUGGCGUCUUACAUCUUAACCUGGGAUAAAAAGGGUCUGAUGCUGACCCUGUCACCGUUCCACCUCAGGACUAUAGUCAACCCAAGCAGCACCCUCCCCCAUAACCUGUCUUCUACCAAGGACUACGCCAACAUUAAGCUCCUGGUGAAGUGCAUUACAUCUAAGCUUGAGUUCAGCCCAAGGAAGCUGCCUCUUCUGAAGGACGUUGUCAAUACGGACUCUCAUUUGUUUUCCGUUAUUCCUCGUCAGUUCCUGCCCAAUAUCAAGAGUCCAUGCUGGUAUGAGGAGCUCUCUGGGAAAACCAAAGUGGAUCCUUACAGUAAAAACUUGUAUGCAGUUCGCUCUAAGAGUUUCCGGACUGUCUGUGACUACCUAAGGAAACAUUUCCAGGAACACUUGUACCACAGUGACGACAACAAGCAAUACCGCCUGCGCUGUCUGCCAUACUUCUACAUCAUUGGCCAGCCCAAAUGUGGCACAACGGACCUGUUUCACCGACUGCUGCUACACCCGGAGGUCAAGUUCACCACCAUGAAAGAGCCCCACUGGUGGACAAGGAAAAGGUUUGGUAUCAUCCAUCUUAAAGAUGGCCUCCUAGAACGCUUCCCUGUGGAGGAUUACCUGGACCUGUUUGAACUGGCUGCCUACCACAUCCAGGAGGGAAUACUGGGGAAUACCUCUGUAGACCACAGCCAGCAACACAUUAUUACAGGUGAAGCAAGCGCAUCCACAAUGUGGGACAACCAAGCCUGGAGCUAUCUCUAUAACUACCGGGCAGAUGGGGAGCCUCCUUUCCUGGCCCAGGACUUCAUCCACGCAGUUCAGCCCAACGCUAAAAUCAUUGUCAUGCUCAGAGACCCAGUAGAGAGGUUAUAUUCAGACUACCUGUACUUCAACAUGGCUAACAAGUCUGUGGAGGACUUUGACCUGAGGGUCUCAGAAUCCCUACAGCUGUUUGAGGCUUGUUUAGCAGAAAACUCUGUGCGUUCCUGUGUCUACAACACAAGCCUCUCCAAUGCCAUGACGGUCAGACUGAACCUAGGACUGUAUAGUGUCUUCCUGCUGGACUGGUUGACUGUCUUCCAUAGAGAUCAGAUCCUAGUUCUGCAGUUAGAAGAUUACGCUGCCAAUCUGAGACUCACCAUACGUAAAGUCUUUGACUUCCUAAAUGGCCUUUAUCUGAGCAGACGGAGGCAGCUCUCACCAAGAGGCCCAUGUCCAACACACGGAGAGCAGCAGACAGGAGCCUGGGCCCCAUGCUGCCCAGCACCAGGGACCUCCUCAGGGAGUUCCACCAGCCAUUCAACCACAAACUGGCCACAAUCCUGGACAACAAGGUCUUCCACUGGACAGAGACAUAAGGAAUGGCUCCACCUCAGAUGGAUACAGACCUGAGGAAUAAGUACUGUACUAAAUCCCCCAUGGUCAUUUGAGUCCUAUGAGAUGAAUUGUCAAGUGGGAUAAGCCAUGGGACAUGAAUUAAAUCACAAUGGGAGAACAUAUAGUCAGUAAAAUGUAUGAGGUGCUCCGAAGACCUGAGCAAUGCAUCUGUCUAGUGCUUGAAGUUUUUCUUUUGUUUGCCUUUCGUGAUGAUGCAGUGACGGCGGUGCCCUUAUACUGUAUAUUGUAGAAUCGUUUGCUUUUUGUAGGAAAGACUCUUGGGAAAUGACUGGGGUAGAGCCUGGUGGACUACUCCCUCUAGUGGGAAAGCUUUGACACGACAAAUAUUGAGAGUAAAAAGAGAGCCUUUACAUGCUAAUGAUCGAUAAUUUUAAAAUACUGUUUGCCACUGGGUAUUUUACUCUCAAUCAUUGUGAAACCAUUAUGUAAAAAACAAUUUGGGAGCAAACAGCACAAUGGAUUUUAUCAUGAUGUUGCCUACAAUUUUCUUUAAAAACAAACAUGAAACACCCCGUCUUCAACGCCAUACGCUGUUCUUUUUAACUACAUUCAAUUAAGUAAAGGGCAAAGAAGUGACCACGUGGUCGUAACCUGCUUUUUUAAUGUGAAAUAUGUUGAUGCCAUUCUACACAGGCCUAGACUCACAAUGGACACAUCCUCACACCAGAGGGCAACAGAACCACAGAGACACACUAUGGAAUCUCAUUUCCCGCCAAUGCAAGUCUAUCUUCUCACCAAAGACUGACAAAUUUGUUUCUAACUUAUAUUUUCCAGUAGUUUUCUUGUUUGUACACGCUCUGCACAUGGACACAUUUUACGUAAACUCAAGCAUCAAGCCUAACUUGCCUGAUGGGCCGCCCCGAGGUGAUGAGGGUAGGCGACAACACAUUCGCAACGCUGACCCUCAACAUGGGGGACCCUUAGAGGUGCAUGCUUAGUCCCCUCCUGUACUCCCUGUUCACCCACGACUGUGUGGCUGCACACGACUCCAACACCAUCGUUACGUUUGCCGAUGACACGACGGUGGUAGGCCUGAUCACUGACGAUGAUGAGACGGCCUAUAGGGAGGAGGUCAGAGACCUGGCAGUGUGGUGCCAGAACAAAACCUCUCAUCUUGGAGCACCAAGUCUGGGAGCUAAAGGCUCCUGAACAGCUUCUACCCCCAAGCCAUAAGGCUCCUGAACAGUUAGUCAAAUGGCUAGCAGGACUAUUUGCGUUGACCCCCUUUUUCUUGCACUGACUCUCUUGCACUGGCUCUAUGCACACUCACUGGACUCACACAUACUACACUGACACUCCAACACACACGCUCACACACACAAAACACAUGCAUGUUGAUGCCACACACACACACACACACACACACACACACACACACAAACUAACAUUCAUAGAAACACUUUCACACUCUUCACAUACGCUGCUGCUACUCUGUUUAUUAUCUAUCCUGAUUGCCGAGUCACUUUUACCCCAACCUACAUAUACGUAUUACCUCACCUCAAAUAUCUUGUACCCCUGCACAUUCGGUCCUGGUACUUGUAUAUAGCAUUGUUAUUGUGUUACUAUUUCCUUCUUAUUUUGCAAAUUGUUCUUACUUUUUAACUCUGUAUUGUUGGGAAAGGACUUGUAAGUAAACAUUUCACGGUGAAGUCUACACCUGUUGUAUUCGAGCGCAUGUGACAAAUAAAAUGUAUUUGAUUUGAUAACUUACCAGCCACCCACUUGAAUCUCUAGUCAAUUUUUGAUGUGUCUCAGCACAGGUUGACGUGUUUUUCAAGUGUUUUACUGUUAUAAUAGAGUCCUUGACUCAAAUCACACACUACACUGAGUAUACAAAACAUUAAGAACACCUGCUCUUUCUAUGACAUAAACUGACCAGGUGAAUCAAGGUCAAAGCUAUGAUCCCUUACUGAUGUCACCUGUUAAAUCCACUUCAAUCAAUGUAGAUGAAGGGGAGGAGACAAGUUAAAGAAGGAUUUUUAAACCUUGAGAUAAUUGAGACAUGUAUUGUGUAGGUGUGCAACUCAGAGAGUGAAUGGGCAAGACAAAAUGUUUAAGUGCCUUUGAAUGGUGUAUGGUAGUAGGUGCCAGGCGCACCGGUUUGAGUGUAUCAAAAACUGCAACGUUGCUGGGUUUUUCACGCUCAACAGUUUCACGUGUGUAUCAGGAAUUGUCCACCACCCAAAUGACAUCCUGCUAACUUGACACAACUGUGGAAAGCAUUGGAGUCAACAUGGGCCAGCUUACCUGUGGAAGGCUUUUGACACCUUGUGGAGUCCAUGCCCCGACGAAUUGAGCCUGCUCUGAUGGAAAAAGGGUUGCAGCUAAAUAUUAGGAAGGUGUUCCUAGUGUUUUGUACACUCAGUGUAUAUACUGUACCUUAUAGUGCACUACUGUUAGCUUGGUGACCACAAAUUGCACUAAAUUGGCUAUAUUGUAUUAUUUGAGACGAAUCCAGAGGAACUGUUCACAUGAGCAGUAUUAAAGUAUUAGAAAAGCAGCAAGCUUAUAUUUUCACAUGCAAAUUAGUUUUGUGGCAAACUGUUGUGGUGACUUGUGAACUUCUGGCAAACAAUUCUGGGAAACUUGUGGCGAACAUUCUACUGUUUGCUGCAAACUCAUUAUGCAUAUGUAAAUGAAAUUAUAUAUUUCGUUACUUUGUAUGUUAACCAAAAUAAAAUGCCUUAUCUACAUAAACCAAAUAAAAUAUAACUUUAAAUGAG
This is a messenger RNA of Oncorhynchus nerka (sockeye salmon), 5444 nucleotides long. RefSeq names its product carbohydrate sulfotransferase 15-like. Gene Ontology annotation, biological process: hexose biosynthetic process. Lineage: Eukaryota; Metazoa; Chordata; Actinopteri; Salmoniformes; Salmonidae. The transcript is spliced from 9 exons. Gene Ontology annotation, molecular function: N-acetylgalactosamine 4-sulfate 6-O-sulfotransferase activity. Bases 1165 to 2715 code for a protein of 516 amino acids. The record is from RefSeq and is a predicted model, not a curated record.